GGACUAAGACCAAAUCAAUUUUUCAUUGCUCUGUUGUUGUGUUGCAAGGCGGUGUGUAUUUGUUAAGUAAGAAUUGAGUUGUACGCACAUUUUGUGCCUUAGCUUUGACGCUACAAGUCAGUGGCAUUUCACCAGACUACAAACGAGUUAAUGUUGUUCAUCUGGACCGUGUGAAGUGAAUCUACGACAGACGAGAGAAUACCGAAGAUGCAAAGCUUUAUGAUUUUUCAUGUCGUAUUUUUACACGCCUCUUUGAUUUUCCAUGCUACUGAUAGUUUGCCGGCAAUAAUGCAUGACGAGCAAGCUCAGGCACUGUGGACCUGGAUUGGAGGAAAUGAUCACAAAAACCAACACACCACACAAGAUGGCUUGCGAGUCUACCCAGGUUCCCGGAAUGGAGCAGCAAGCUGGUGUGAUUCAAAUGCAACAGUCUGGAUGUUUGGUGGGAAAGGAUUUGGUGCAAAAAAAUUAUCAGCAGCACAGCUGCCCACGUUGGAUGAGCUCUGGUCAUUUGAUAUUACAAAAAGGCUCUGGAAAUUUUAUCCUAAUGACAACAAAACUAACAACAAUCAGAAACCACCUGCAUGCUUUGGUUGUGUUGCGUGCAGCUACAAAAACAAGGCUGUAGUGUUUGGACCCUCAAGCACAUUCAUUUUUGAUAUGGAAAGAAAGAUCUGGAGUGCUCUACACAACAACACAGCCUCCCCAAAGCCGAGAAGUCAACCUGCCCACUGGUGUGAUAUGAAGAAAGGGGUGAUGUGGAUGUUUGGUGGUACAACAUCAGACAAGAAGCUUGAUGACUUCUGGAAGUUUUCAUUUGACAAACUACAGUGGAUAGAAAUCAAACCAAAGAAUAACAAAAGUGUGAGUCCCGGUAAAUGUUCCAAAGCGACAACAUGGGUGCAUCCUUCCGGUGUUUUGUACAUGUUCGGGGGAUCAUCCUCUAAACUAGCUACUUCCUACUUCUGGAGUUAUUCACCAGGAACUCUUCAGUGGACAAAGCUAGGUGGAACUACAGGUGUUACAAAGUGUGCUGGAAAGUAUGGUGAGAUGGGAAUUGCUUCCAAGAAAAACUAUCCAGGUUGCAGGGAAGGUGCUGCUUCCUGGGUAGAUCAGCAUGGCAAUCUCUGGAUGUUUGGUGGCUCAGGGUUUGACAACUUUUCCACCAGUGCCUUUGCAAUACCAGGUCUCCUGUCUGACUUCUGGAUGUACAAUGGUUCAAGCCACCAGUGGGCAUGGAUAGGAGGUUUAAGUAGGGGAGAAGGUCAACCAUUCUUUAGCGAGAAAGGUAAGGCUGAUCCACGAAAUAUUCCUGGGCCAAGAGAGAGUGCUGUGUCUUUCUUCUAUGAAAACCAACUGUGGCUGUUUGGAGGGGCUGGGCAUGAUGUAAGAGGAUUUGAUGGCAUUUUAAAUGACUUGUGGAUGUAUGGUGUAGUGAAAAAUAAUAUGUCGGCUGCACCGUCACUGCAGGGUCCCACAGAGAUUCCAGGAGACACAAUCAGCAUUUCCUUUGGUUUCAGAGUCCUGAUUGCCAUAGUUGUCCUGGUGUUGGGUUUGGUGGUAUCACUAUCAGCAUGCUACAGUAAAGAAUGCAGGAUUUGUAGAUUUAAACGUCACCUUCGUCCAGUGGUGAAAUACAAACCCGUGAAAGUUGAGAUGAUGCAGGUGCCGCAGCCAGAGGUCAGCUCUCCCUUGAAUGAGCAGCCAAGUAGAAACCUGUAAUGGCACACCGUCAUGGACAUUGUGAGACUGGUCAACAGUUACAUCUUAGACUUGCUCAACACAAAACACUUUGCAUUGACAGUAUUCAAGAACAGACCUGAUGUACAGGUACAUGAAGACUCAAUUUUCAGCUGUUCCAGCAAAUGGCUGGCUUGAUUUUUGGUUGCAAUUCUAGCAGGCUGAUGACUUUGUUUAAUAACUUAUUAGUCAUAUUUGGUAAGAUGUUGUACAUUAUUAAGAAGGUGUGUGCAAGUAACCAAAUGUAGUGUGCAAUGUUCACAAAUAAGAUCAUUACCCAUAGUUUAUUUCUUUGGAUGGUACAAUGCCCUCAUCAUAAGUGAACUAGAUGCUAGAUUGAGAUUCCUGGGUUUGUGCCUUGUUUUAAUUGUGUGGGUAAGAUAGCUUGACUCAAACAGUACUGUUAAUUGUGCUAAGGAGUAUAAAAUGGAUUAGCAAAGGUCAGCCAGGGGAAAUGCUGCAAGGUAACCUGAAAUAGGAUUCCAUCAGUGCUUAGCAAUGUUCUCUUAGUCACUUCAUGCUAUCUUACAGACAACUUGUAGGUUCUAGCUUCAAAAGCAGCCAAACCAUGAAUUAGAUGAUAUGAUGUGAUUUCUCAGUAUUUCAAUGACCAGGUUCAGUUGUCCACAUGUCUUAUGAAAACAAAUAAAAGUACUUUUUAAUUAAAAGGUUACCAAAUUUUGUCAAGAGUUUUGGGGGAAAGCUCCUGAAAACCUUGUUUAGAGAACAACCUAUUUAGAACCUACUGAGUGUAUGCACUUAAAAAUAAUUAUUAUAACAAAAGCUGUUUGAGUGUCAAUGAGUUUUCAAGAGAUUGUGCAGUGUACAUAGAAUACUAAGAUAAACUCAUGCAUAUAGUAAAUUAAAUGAAAACAGUGUCAACAGUGCAUGGGGCUAACAAAUGAAUAAAACUCUGACAUUUUUAUUUACAACAGUAGUACAGUGCUUGUCGCAGAUUUUGUUCCCUUUUUCACCUUUUUCUGUCAACAUAUUUUAUGCUGCCCACCACAAUGAAUGUCUGGAGCAAGCUAUUAGAUACAUGUAUACUGACACAUAUGGCUUAAGAUUUCGUUUUAUCUGACAACAGAGUCAGAAAAAAUCUGUGUAAAUAUUUACAUCAUACUUACAUUUAAGAGUUUCCAGUAGGGUAGAAUUCACAGACAGUAUUUAUUAUGAUCUCAAAAAGUGUUUGUAUUUAGAAAGGGACAUAUCCUUUGGAAGGAAUCGGAGUACACACUUUUUUUCAUGUUUUUUUGUAGGGUAGAGCUUAUUACAUCUGAUUCAUAGACAGUACCUAUAUCUUAAAAAGUGUUUGUACUCUAUUUAACGGAAAUGUACAUUCUUUGGAAGGAGUCAGACUACACAUUCAUUAAUUUUGUCAUAAAAUUAUAAUCACUUGCAAUAGGUUUAACUUGUACAAAAAUAUUGCUUUGUGUAUGCUACAUGUACUUAAUUUAUACAUGAACAUGUACAUUGUAGUCAAACCUUCAGUGAUGGAUACUUCCAUUGAUGGACACUUUAUGUGUGGACACUCAAUUCCCAAAAAUGGACUCUUCGUGGUGGUCUCUGCCACCAUUUAACCUCCCAUGAGUGGACAUGGUUUCAAUGGUAUCUCCUUACUGCAGGCUUGACUGCACUUGAGUUACUUGACUUGCAACUUCCUGAGUUGAAGUUGAAAAAGGUUGCUUUUUUACAAACUUGGUGUAGAGUUGCAGCACACUGCUUUUGCUGCUGUCACUGACUCUCAUAUUUUUUUAACUUAAGUUUAACUAAAAUAAAUACUAAAAGCAAGAAUGUAUAUGUAUUGAAAAUAGUAUAGAGAAUAAAACACUAGGCAGAGUUGAAUUGUGUUUUUGCAAUCCUGUAUGUCUAGUGACUACCUUGA
This is a messenger RNA of Orbicella faveolata, 3625 nucleotides long. RefSeq lists its product as uncharacterized. Gene Ontology annotation, molecular function: protein binding. The record is from RefSeq and is a predicted model, not a curated record. Lineage: Eukaryota; Metazoa; Cnidaria; Anthozoa; Scleractinia; Merulinidae.